Molecule: messenger RNA, 2478 nt
Organism: Diachasma alloeum
Lineage: Eukaryota; Metazoa; Arthropoda; Insecta; Hymenoptera; Braconidae
Gene: Wdr82
Product: WD repeat-containing protein 82
Exons: 1
Coding region: 529-1476 (315 amino acids)
Cellular component (GO): Set1C/COMPASS complex
Molecular function (GO): chromatin binding; protein binding
Source: RefSeq, a predicted model, not a curated record
GCUGGCACAACGGUGUGGAUGGGGUUUCUGUGCUCGGUUAUAAUUUCCACUGAGCAGCAUCCGUUCUGUGAUAAACCGCAAAAUCUCAACACCCCGAAAACCGGCCGCCGAGAGAAGCCCCCAAACCACUGGGCGAUAAAAUCACCACCCACUGGGUGCCGGUGACAAGAGGGUCACCCCUUGAUAACGCGCCGUCGAGUCGCGAGACUACCGGCGUUCCAACGGCAUCACAAACCAUUUAACCCCCGAUAAAUCGCGCCCCGGGGGUAUAAACCACCGUCAAACGCUCCACACAUCACCCUGCACUUCACCAGGACCUCUUGGCCGGAGAAAAACCCGAGUGAUUCGUGCGUUGGGGGCAGUCUGCUGCCCGCUGGGCCGAUAACCUCCACAAUCGCCUCCGAACCCCCGAAAUUCCGCAUAAAAAACCCCAAAAGCAAAUCAAUACCCCAGCAAAAGCCCCCACAACCCCAGGAGAACCCUCUCCCAUCCGAGCCCCAGCAGUCACCCCCACAAACCCCCAGCAACAUGAAGCUCGUGGACAACGUGGUGAGGAGCUUCAAGGUAGCCAAGGUCUUCCGUGAAAACACAGACCGAAUAAACAGCAUCGACUUCUCCCAGAGUGGUGACACCCUCAUAUCCUGCUCCGAGGACGAUCAAAUAGUCAUCUACGACUGUGAAAAGGGCACCCAAAUGAGGACAGUUAACUCCAAAAAAUACGGUGUCGAUUUAAUUCACUUCACACACGCCAAGAACACCGCCAUCCACAGCUCCACAAAGGUCGACGACACAAUACGUUACCUCAGCCUUCACGACAACAAGUACAUCAGGUAUUUUCCUGGCCACACGAAGAAGGUUGUGUCGCUGUGCAUAAGUCCUGUGGAGGAUACGUUUUUGUCUGGCUCAAUGGACAAGACUCUCAGACUCUGGGACCUUCGUUCACCCAAUUGCCACGGGGUGAUGAAUGUCUCGGGGCGCCCAGUGGCUGCUUACGAUCCCGAGGGCCUCAUCUUCGCUGCUGGUGUCAACUCGGAGUGCAUCAAGCUCUACGAUCUCAGGAGCUUUGACAAGGGGCCCUUUGCAACGUUCAAACUCUCCCAGGAGAAAGAGUGCGACUGGACUGGCCUCAAGUUCAGCAGAGAUGGCAAGACCAUUCUCAUAUCCACCAAUGGCAGCAUCAUCAGGCUCAUCGAUGCAUUCCAUGGUACACCUCUUCAAACUUUUGCUGGCUAUCUCAAUAACAAGGGCAUUGCCAUUGAGGCGAGCUUCAGUCCUGAUUCACAGUUCGUUUUUAGUGGCUCAACUGAUGGUAGGGUUCACGUUUGGAAUGCUGACAGUGGCUGCAAAGUUUGUGUUCUCAAUGGUGAUCAUCCCGCUCCUGUUCAGUGCAUACAGUUCAAUCCAAAGUACAUGAUGCUCGCCUCUGCCUGCACCAAUAUGGCUUUUUGGUUACCCACUGUCGAGGAGACUUCGUAAAUUGGGGUUCACUCUGGAUUGGAGUUUUUGGAAGGAUUGGGGGCCCGUGGGAUGAUCUCAGAGAUGAUGAGUUAUGAUGAUUCUUUUUUUUUAUUGUAUAUUGAGUGACGAUUAUGGACACACGAAAAAUGUGAGAUGCAUUUUUUUUUUCUUUAUUUUUUUUUCGUCUUUGGUUCAUUCACCUCCUCUUAACAAUUUUUUUCUUUGAGAUUUUUUGGAGGAAUUCGCGGGGAGAUUUGGGUGAUAAGGAGAUGUUCAUUAGGGUUGAUAAGAUAUACCAAUUAGUAUUGACGAUUUCUGUACAUAGAUGAUGAUUCUGGGGACUUUUAUAUGUUUGAGAUGAUUUUUUCGUCGAGUCUGAUUAAAUUCAAGAUUUGAGCCGGAUAUCUCCGUGAGGACUGGGUUUACGGGAAUUUGUUGUAAGACCCUUUUUGUGGGGAAUUUAAUGCUCUACGAAAAAGGUCUUGUGCGUUUUUUUUCUAGACCCCACGGUUUUCCGGAUAUUCGCGAAAAAGUAAAUGCCUUUUUUACAAAUUCAUUAUUUUCUUUCUUCAAUCGCACGAAUCAUCGAGACUCGAUUAGUCAUCUUAUUAGUCAUUAAUCUGAAACACUAGAUCGAUUGAAUAGUCUCUUCUCCAACGAGUCUCCUCUUUCUACCAAUUAAACACAUUCCCCCUUGUCCUCUCAUUUUAAUCACAAUUAAGAGAAGAUGAAAAAAUUAUGACGAUUAUCGAAUUGAAUCUACGUAAUAACUAUGUGAUGGAAAACUUUAUAGUGUGACAUGAUAUGAGUGUUCAAAAGGUGUAUGUACCUAUUUAUCGAUAUGGGCGAAUUUAUUAUGCGAAUGUACGUGCAACCCUAUGUAAUAUAGUAUUUUUUUAUAUAAAAAAUUAUCAGAAUUAUUAUACGUAAUUAUAGUUCAUUGCUGGAUUCAUUUGUAUUUGAUUGUAUGAUAAUUGCACAUAAUUGCAUACAGGAAAUAAUAAUUGAGUUCUUUAUCAA